Molecule: messenger RNA, 5288 nt
Organism: Schistosoma rodhaini
Lineage: Eukaryota; Metazoa; Platyhelminthes; Trematoda; Strigeidida; Schistosomatidae
Source: the annotation of a GenBank genome assembly
AAACCUUGUACAAAUGUUAUUUUCUAUUUUAUGGUACUAUGUGGUCUGUUUGAUUAGUUUAUAAACCCAGUAUGUUUGUGAAUAAUGAUUCAGAUUGCAGAGGCUGUUAUUGGUGUUCUGGACUUAACUGGCUGGGCUAGGCAGAAGCAGGACCGAUAAGCACUCUAGACUGCUCGUACGGUUUUCGUGUGUCACUGUUCCAAUCGAUAAUUCGCAGCUCUCUGAUUGGUGGUCUUAUCACGUCAUACAUUAGCAAGGCAUUCACUCGACCACAAGAUAUAACAGGCUGGAGUAAAAGAAUGGACAGGUGAUGAAAUCUAAAAUAAGAACGAGUAUUAACGAGAAGUUUUGUGUAUGAUUUGCGGAAAUUGAAAUUAAAUCGUGAAUAGUUUUUCUAUUCAUCAUCUAGUUUGUGUGUUGGCUGGGAUACUGCACGGGUGUCCAAACCGAAGCAGGUGGUUUUCUUAUAGGGCCACUCUCCGAGCCUUUGGCUUAAAGGUAUGGUCCACAAGACCAGUGACAAACGUUCGAUGCAGUUCUAUGAUAGCCGGUGACCAACAAUAGGUUCAUACGCCAUUUGUUCCCUCAGGAUCCUGGAGCCCAUGUACACAAUUGGAUUAGAAUCAGGGUUUCCCAACUCUCCUAGGUGAAUCUUCCAUACUCACCAACCUGGUUAAUGCGCCGGACAUUCGCUUUACAUUACGAAGCUUAUAAACUUGAAGGUUUAUCGAACAUAAUUCAUUAUAUAAUCUAGUAGGGGUUUGAUUCUAUUCUUUUUUUAUAAACAAUCUGAUGUAACAUUUACGUUGAUAAAAUCUAGCUUGUUUUUGUGCUAAUAUGAAUGACAUCCUCCAAUACUUAUUAUUUGUGCUUUCAUCAUAUAUAUUUUGCCACAAUAUUACAAUUUGGUUUUAUGCACCAUAUAUCUUGGCAUCCCAUUGUACUAAACAUUUUUUUAAGCAUUAUUAAGAGUUUUGUUUCUUUGUGAUGGCCCAUGAUGGACGAGAUUUCCCACACAGCUUUGAUUUAGUUUGUAAUGUUCAUAAAUUUUGAGUUCUGCAGAAAAAUUGAUUUUAAUUCAUGUGUAUUACAAUUUAAAAACAUAUCACAUCUGCGUGUUUGUCGUCUAAUACAAAGAUUCUCUCCAGUAUUUUCCCCUAUUUCUCAUGUAUCCUUUUUUAUUCAGGCAUUUUACCCGAAAGUGAAUUAGAAAAUUCAGGUAAGGUUAUAUUAUCCGUUAUGUCAUUCACAUGUUUUCUGUUACUGUUCUGAUAAUUUGCUACUUUUUGGCGUGAAAUCUUCCCUUUACUCCUUAUUCUCUCUUUUAUACAGUACGUAAAAAGACUUCUUCUUUUUAAAAACAAGUGGUGGUUUCUGUGUGUGUAUGUGUGCAAUUAGAGUUUCAGCACUGUCUAAUUGAUAACAGCGCCAGUAAUUUUGUAUGACUCUACUAUGUUACACAUUAAUUAUUUUCUGACACAUAAAUGUAAAACUAGAAGAAAUAUCAUCGGUGCAAAUUUUAAUUAUACUUGUAGGUAGGUUUAUUGAAACAACUCAAAGUGUAUAUAUGUGAGAACAGUUAAUCUCGGGGGGAUAUAGAACUGUCUGCAAGAAAGUACAUAGUAAUUUAGAUAAUGAACCAAUAUAUUUAGGAAAAAAACAUCAAUUUGUCAUAUAUAUUUUCGGCUUUUCACAUUUAAGGAAGUUACCUGCUCGUAAUUAUUUCAAGUGUUUAUGGCUUCUGUUAAAGUAUUUUAAAGAAAUGUCUGCGAAGUUCGACAACUCUCCGAAACAAAUUCAUAAAUACAACAAUUUUGAAGGAUUCGUCUACAUCUUAAUCUUAUGCUUGAAACAAUUUAUUCAGGGAUGUGUUAGCAUUUAGCACAAUUCGUUUCAUUUUUCACAUCUUAAUGUGGUAGUUAAUCCAUUUGAAACAUACUCAGUGAGAGAUAAAAAUAGAAUGGAAAUAAGUUGAUUUUAUCUCAUUGCACAGUAUAUCUGUCUGUCCAUCAUCUACAUAAAUGAUAAACCUGUCCCAUCCAUAAGUCACAUUUCUUCACAUGGAGAUGUAAACUACCGAUAACUACCUAUUUCUGCAAACAAAUAUUCGUUAACAUCGUUUUAAUGUAACACUCUACUUGAAUGAUUUUGAUAUGUGACUGUCGCCCUAAAUAGAAACUAACUGCUUCAAACCAAGUUCACAUAUGUAAUAAUAAUCUUCAAAAACUGGGACCUACAAUUCAAAGGAAAAUACUAAUUAUUUUAAAAGUUUUUAAUGAAGUCUUUCUUCAGUCGACAUAAUCAAUUAUCACCACUUAAAUACUUUAUAAUUGAUACAAGUUGAAAAAAUUCACUACCUAAGUAAUACCAGAAUAUAUUUGAAAAUUUUUUUUAGUUCCGCUAUCGAUUCUUUGCGAAACUUCUAAUAUAGAUUUCCGACCGUUUGACAGUAAAAUUUCAAUAAUUUUAUAUGUUGGAGAAAAAUACAAUCUUCGGUGAAUACUGUCGUGUAUAUCAUCUGUCAGAUCCAAAUUAAAAUGUAACAUAUAUAUAACUAAGAGGAACCAUCUAAUCUGCUUCAUGAGAAAUAUGUGAUUAGACGUUAGAGGCCUUACUAGAUUUUUGUGAAGUUGAAUAAACUAGAUCUAUGUUAAUAUGUUGUUAAGCUCAUUUUGAAUCAUUGUUCAAGCGUUUAAUCGUUAGAUGUCUAAUCUGUUAAGUGUUUUAUUCAAUUUGGAUACUCAUUAGUGUCUCUAGUCCUCAUAAUUGUAAUUUAUCUGAAAAACAAAUAAUCUCAAUCUUACUAUUGAGUCUUAUUAAAUUGGAAAUUUCAUUGAAGCAUAGACAGUAUAGUGUUCCUUGGAACAUCAAGUUUUAAGGAGGCGUUUAAUACAAUGGCAUUAGUAAAUUUCAUUUGUUAGUCACCAAACAACUUGAGCUAAUAGUUUUUAAAUGUCAAGGAAUCCCAACUGUUCAUCAAAUGCCAAAUUUCAAAAAUUCGGAUGUUGGAUAAUACUUGUAACUUCUGAGAUAAACUAGAUGUGUUAACAAAUCUUGAAGUGUCAUUGAAUGUUGUAAACUCUUUUCUUCUCAGUAGAUUAGUUCUCGUAGUUGAACUUUUGUGUGCUAUAUUGCUAAUUGAUUUUGAUAUUAAAAAAGACUUUCUUCUGUUUUUUUUUACUUCAUAAUAAUAUCCAUUUGUUGCAUUUGGUGCACUUCCUUGAUGCCCCCCAAUCGUGUACGAAACAGUUAAUAAUAACUAAAUAAAUAGAUGGUUACACUAUGAUGAUCUUAAGUAUUUUAAGAUGUUUAUUCAACAAUUUUGUGCAUAUGUUUUUACACCUAAUCUAAUAACACCUAAAAAGAAUAAAUCUACAAAUGAUCAGGAAGACAUUCACAUACACUGGGAUUAAUCUGUCUAUAUGUAUUCAACAUAACAAAAUAAUAAUUCAAUAACCAAUUUUUUUCUCUUUCUCCACUUAUUACAUUAUAUAUAUGUGUUCAACCGUAGGUGAGACUAGAGAGAGCACAGAUAUAGUGUUGAAAGCACAAGUGUUAGCUGGUGGCCGUGGUAAAGGUACUUGGGAUAGUGGAUUAAAAGGUGGAGUGAAAAUUGUAUACAGUAUAGAAGAAGCCGUAAAUGUAGCUAGUCAAAUGCUUGGUCAUCGAAUCUACACUGCACAAACUGGUGACACUGGCCAAUUAUGCAACAAAUUAUUAGCAUGUGAACGUAAAUAUUCUCGACGUGAACAUUAUCUAGCUAUUGUCCUAGAUCGCUCUUGUGGAGGACCAGUAAUGAUUGGUUGUCAACAGGGUGGUGUAAAUAUUGAAGAUAUAGCACGUGAUAAUCCAGAUGCUUUAAUUAAAAUUCCGGUUGAUAUCGACAAAGGUUUAAAUAAAAAAGAUGCCCUAUUUAUGGCUCAUCAAUUAGGUUUUACAAAUCCUAAUGAAGCAGCUGUAUACAUUGAACGACUUUACAAACUCUUUGAUUCCUCUGAUUGUACACUGUUAGAAAUUAAUCCAAUUUCUCAAGAUAUACAUGGAAAAGUUGUUUGUAUGGAUUGUAAAUUGAAUUUCGAUGAUAAUGCUGCAUUUCGACAGAAAGAGAUUUUUGCACAACGUGAUUGGUCACAAGAAGAUGAACGCGAUGUGAAAGCAUCAAAGGCUGGAUUAAAUUAUAUUGGUUUAGAUGGAAAUAUUGGUUGUUUAGUUAACGGAGCUGGUUUAGCUAUGGCUACUAUGGAUUUAAUUCAAUUGCAUGGUGGUAGUCCAGCGAAUUUUCUUGAUGUUGGCGGCGGAGCGACAGCUGAUCAAGUGACUGAAGCUUUUCGUCUAAUCACAUCUGAUCCGAAGGUCAAUGCUAUACUUGUAAAUAUUUUCGGUGGUAUUAUGCGUUGUGAUGUGAUUGCACAAGGUAUUGUAGCUGCUGCUACGGAAUUAAACAUAAAAGUACCAAUUGUUGUACGACUGCAAGGCACUAGAGUUGAAGAUGCUAAAGCAAUUCUUGCUACAAGUCAUAUGAAAAUUCUAGGUUGUAGUGAUUUAGAUGAAGCUGCUCAAAUGUCUGUUAAACUGGCUAAUAUUGUUCAUUUGGCUCGUGAAGCUGCUAUAAAUGUGAAAUUUGAACUGCCCUAUUAAUUAAUAAUAUAAUGUUAGUUAUAUUAUUAUAAUAAGUAAAGAUGAAUAAUUCGAAGGAAUGGGGACAUCACACUAUUUUGAAUUGUGAUGAAUCCAGUAGCUCUGUUUAUAUUAUUAUUAUUAUUAACUUACUUUGGAAAGACAACAGUCAUUGUAUGGUCUCUUCAAUUCCGUUUUGUUAUAUCCUCUGAAAUAGAUUCUUUUGUACGAAUGAAUGUACAAUUAUGAUAAUAAGAUUGUUUCAUACGAUAGAUUUAAAUAUUUACUGCAUUAUGUAAUACAUAGAUUUUGUUGCAUAAGAGAAAAAAUUCUUUAAUCAAACAAUCAUUUAUUUUAUUGCAUGUUAUUGUAUUUUGUCCGCAGUCAACUCAACGACGCCACCCACCUCACCCCUUCACACACACACACACACACCUUAUUUUACCUUGAGAAAAAGAGUAUACAAAAAUUCAUUUUCACUGUAUAAAAAUGCUAGUAUACCUACUAUACAACUGUAUUUUGCCAGAAGAAAAAGAUAUAUUCAAAUCUUUAUUUCACUUAAAAUAUUGUUCAUCUUUAUUGUUUCUUCUAUCUUUCAUUGUUAUUCACUAUUAGUAACAUAUACUACUAUUUAUCGUUCUAUGAUAGUAGUAAUAAAUGGCAUUGUUCGG